Molecule: messenger RNA, 1381 nt
Organism: Bradysia coprophila
Lineage: Eukaryota; Metazoa; Arthropoda; Insecta; Diptera; Sciaridae
Product: NAD(P)H oxidoreductase RTN4IP1, mitochondrial-like
Cellular component (GO): mitochondrion
Molecular function (GO): oxidoreductase activity; zinc ion binding
Source: RefSeq, a predicted model, not a curated record
AUGACAAAGUGUAUGCGCAAUAGAAUCAGGUCUGAGUUUUUCGUUACUCGAGUACUCGAAUUGUUAUUAAAGUUUUGAAUUUGUACAACUACCUGCCCACUUUGUGAAUUAGUAUAGUGGAACGUUAAACUUCAAUUAUGUCUACAUCCGAUACCAUGAAAGCAUGGCAGCUAAAUUCGUUCGGGACUGAUAUUUCCUCCCAUCUUCAACUAAAUUCACAAACACCAAUGCCAGAAAUAACGAGACCCGACGAAUUAUUAAUCAAAGUUCAUGCGACUUCAAUCAACCCGAUAGAUUGUUUUAUGGUGAGGGGCUAUGGAUCAAAGGCCAUUCAGAUAUUGAGAGAGAAGGCAAAAGGUCGUUGGACACUCAGUGUUUUAUGCAAUCGAGGGGAGGAAUUUCCAAUAACUUUAGGUCGAGAUAUUGCAGGGACUGUUGAACGCAUAGGAAAAGAUGUGACCGAAUUUAAGGUGGGGGAUAAGGUUUACGGUUUUGUUGUUGUUACACAUAAAGGAAGUCAUGCUGAGUAUACUGUUGUCGAUAAGAAUUGGGUCCAUCUGAAACCAGAUUUCUUGAAAUUUUCUGAAGCCGCUUCGAUUACGUUUGGUGCACUGACAACAUGGAGCGUCAUAAGAAAUGCUGGAUUAACAGACUUGAAGGACAAAAACUUCCUUGUUUUGGGAGGCUCAGGUGGUGUCGGAACAGUGGCAAUACAGUAUUUAUCGAGUAUAGGAGCUAAAAUCACAACAACAUGUAGUGCGACAUCAUUGGCAACACUCCUGGAACUCGGAGCUGAUUUUGUCGUUGACUACAAGAGUGAUGAUGUAGAAAAAGAAGUGGAAUCGCAUGGACCGUAUGAUUGCAUUUUGGAUUUAUCUGGUGGCUUGGAAAAGAGUGCCAAUUUCAUCAAGUACGGCCGUCGCGGCUGUCAAUUUAUUUUGUUAAACUUUCACGGCAUACACAAUUUGGACAAUUACGGAUUAGUACUUGGAGGCCUUAAAACGGGAUGGGAUUUGGCUAGUUUGAAUGUCAACUCAAAAUUAAGGCACGGUGUAACGAUCAGAUGGGGUAUGUUCACUCCCCAUCUGGAUGGAUUCAAAGAAAUUGUCGAUCUUGUUCAGCAGAAAAAGAUAAAACCGAAUGUCGAGCAGGUCUAUAAAUUUUCCGAAAUGCAACAGGCAUAUGAAAGAGUUCAGAAGGGUCACUUAAGAGGAAAGAUUGUAGUUGAAAUUAUUGAGGAUAAGUAACUUGGCAAAGAAUUGCACUUAAAUCGUUUGUGUUUUUCAUGUGCAGUGUUAGGAUUAUUUGGAUUAAGUGAAAUUAUUUUGUUGUUGUUUUUUCAUGUUUAAAGAGGUUGCAAUAAAUACACUUGUCGUUCAAU